GAGUUCAUUCGUGAAUUCUGAAGCGAUUGUUUCGUGUAAGCGAUCAGUCAUUUUAUCCUCAGAUGUACAGUGAAAAUGAAUAUGGUUUCUUUGAUUCUUGUAACUUUCAUUAUAGUUUCACAAUUUCCAACCGAGCAUUACUGUCUAUCUCCAGAGGUGAAAAACGCUUUUAUUCGUGACAAAUUCCGCAUAUGUAGAACGAGCGGCGACCUUGUUGUUGAAAGGAGUUUGAGAAGAUACUUCACAUGCGUAAAAUACAAUAAGGAGUUCUUCCUACACAAAACGGACUGCAGAGAAGGUUGUUACUUUGAGCACUACUUCAAAAAGUGUGCUUGUGUUCAAAAUGCGAAAGUGGCAUUCGUUCUUAAAGGACAAUGUAAAGACAACACAAUUAUAGAGUCAAAAGUGGAGCCAGACGUGUAUUUCUUAUGUAGAAAUAAUUAUACCUUGGCAAUACGUUGCGUCUUUCAUGCAUUUUUCAGCCGCAAGGUGGGUAGAUGUGUUUUAAAGCCUGGCCACAAGCCACAACCACAUCCUAUAAUUAAACCAAUUACAUCAACAACGACUACCACUGUACCGACCACAACAAGCACAUCAACAACAACGACUACCACAGUACCAACCACAACAAGCACAUCAACAUCAACAACUACCACAGUAACAGCCCCAACAAGCACAUCAGCAUCAACAACUACCACAGUACCAACCCCAACAAGCACAUCGACUACCACAGUACCAGCCUCAACAAGUACAUCAACAUCAACAACUACAACAGUACCAACCUCAACAAGCACAUCAACAUCUACUAGCACAGAACCAACCACAACAAGCACAUCAACUACCACAGUACCAACCUCAACAAGCACAUCAACUACCACAGUACCAACCUCAACAAGUACAUCAACAUCAACAACUACCAUAGUACCAACCUCAACAAGUACAUCAACAACAACUAGCACAGAACCAACCACAACAAGCACAUCAACUACCACAGUACCAACCUCAACAAGUACAUCAACAACAACUAGCACAGAACAAACAACAACAAGCACAUCAACAUCAACAACUAUCACACUACCAAUCUCAACAAGUACAUCAACAUCAUUCCCAACUACUUCAGCAUCUACUACAACACCCACAUCAACUCCUACUGAGUCUCAAACAACUAUCAGUUUCACUACACCAACUUCAACUAAAUUUUCAAGUACAACUGCAUCGCCACGUCCACCAACAACAUUCACAAGCACAACUGCAUCUCCAAGCACUGCAACUCCAAGUAGUACAACUGUGUCAACUAGCACUGAAACUCCUAGUACAGCAUCUCCAAGUAGUACAUCUACAUCUACAAGCAGUACAACUGCAUCUCCAAACAGUACAACUGCACCUCCAAGCACUGAAUCACCUAGCUCUACAACUGCACCAACAAGCACUGAAUCUCCUAGCACAGAAUCUCCAAGUAGUACAACUGCAGCUUCAAGCACAUCUGCAUCUGCAUCUCAAAGCACUGAAUCGUCUAGCACCUCAUCUCCAGGCACUAAAUCUUCCAGCACUGCAUCUCCAACUAGUACAUCUACAACUCCAAGCACUGUAUCUCCUAGCACAGUAUCUCCAAGCACUGCAACUUCAAGCAGUACAACUGCUUCUCCAAGCACUGAAUCUCCUAGCACAAUAUCUCCAAGCAGUACAACUACAUCUCCAAGCACUGUAUCUCCUAGCACAGUAUCACCAAGUGCUACAGCUGCAACUUCAAGCAGUAUAACUGCAUCUCAAAGCACUGCAUCUUCUAGCAUCACAUCUCCAAGCACUGAGUCUUCCAGCAAUGCAUCUCCAAGUAGUACAACUGCAUCUCCAAGCAGUACAACUGCAUCUCCAAGCAGUACAACUGCAUCUUUAAGUAGUACAACUGCAUCUCCAAGUACUACAACUGCAUCUCCAAGCAGUACAACUACAUCUUCUAUCAGUACAACUUCAUUUCCUAGCACAGAAUCUCCAAGCAGUACAACCACAUCUCCAAGCAGUACAACCGUAACUCCAAGCAGUACAACUGCAUCUCCAAGCAGUACAACUGCAUCUUCAAUCAGUACAACUGCAUCUCCAAGCAGUACAACCGCAUCUCCAAGCAGUACAACUUCAUCUCCAAGCAGUAAAACUGCAUCUUUAAGCAGUACAACUGCAUCUCCAAGUAGUACAAAUGCAUCUCCAAGCAGUACAACUGCAUCACCAAGCAGUACAACUGCAUCUUUAAGCAGUACAACUGCAUCUCCAAGUAGUACAACUGGAUCUCCAAGCAGUACAACCGCAUCUCCAAGCAGUACAAUCAUAUCUCCAAGCAGUACAACAUCAUCUCCAAGCAGUACAACUGCAUCUUUAAGCAGUUCAACUGCAUCUUUAAGCAGUACAACUGCAUCUUCAAGUAGUACAAAUGCAUCUCCAAGCAGUACAACCGCAUCUCCAAGCAGUACAAACGUAUCUCCAAGCAGUGCAACUGCAUCUCCAAGCAGUACAACUGCAUCUUCAAGCAGUACAACUGCAUCUCCAAGUAGUACAACUGCAUCUUCAAGCAGUACAACUGCAUCUCCAAGUAGUACAACUGCAUCUCCAAGCAGUACAACCGCAUCUCCAAGCAGUACAACCAUAUCUCCAAGCAGUACAACUGCAUCUCCUAGCAGUACAACUGCAUCUUCAAGCAGUACAACUGCAUCUCCAAGUAGUACAACUACAUCUUCAAGCAAUACAACUGCAUCUCCAAGUAGUACAACUACAUCUUCAAGCAAUACAACUGCAUCUCCAGGUAGUACAACUGCAUCUCCAAGCAGUACAACCGCAUCUCCAAGCAGUACAACCAUAUCUCCAAGCAGUACAACUGCAUCUCCCAGCAGUACUACUGCAUCUCCAAGCAGUACAAUUGCAUCUCCAAGUACUGUAUCUCCUAGCACAAUAUCUACAAGCACUACAACUUCAUCUCAGAGUACUUCAACUUCAUCUCCAAGCAAUACAACCACUUCUCCAAGCACUGUAUCUUCUAGUACAGCAUCUCCAGGUAGUUCAACUGAAGCUUCAAGCAGUACAAAUGCAUCUACUAGCACAGGAAUGGCAACUGCAAGCAGUUCAAUUGCACCAUCAAACACUUCAACUUCAACUCCCAGCAGCACAGCUCCAUCCCCAUCAACCUCCACAGCAUCUUCUUCAACUAUUUCAACAGCAACCAGCACUCAAUCUUCUUUAACUCCUACUGCAUCUUCUUCAACGACUACUGCAAUCCCAACAACUGAAACUUCAUCUUCUUCAACUGUGACAGCGAAUACUUCAAUCACUAGUGUAAUGCUAACUACUACCACUGUACUUCCUCCAACAACUGAUUCUUCACUAGGAUCCAGUACAACCAGACCAUCAUCUAGUGCAGCAGCAUCUUCAUCAAUUGAAUCUACAACUAUAACCCAGUCUCCAUCAACAACUUUAAUAACCCAAUUGACUUCAUCAAGUACUCUAGCAUCAUCAUCUGGAACAUUGUCAUCAAGCAUUGGUUCAACAUCAACUGGCACUCAAUCAUCUACAGGUUCUUCAUCACCAACUAUUGCAUCAACACUAACCAGUUCAUCCCCAUCGAAUACUGAGUCUACAUCAAUUGGUUCAUCUCAGUCAAGCACUCAAUUAACAUCAACACCAACCAUCACAUCAGAUAGUGGAUCACCUACAAGUACUGAAUCAACAUCAGUGAUUAGCACUGAGUCUACAUCAAUAGGCUCAUCAAAAUCUACUAGUGCAUCACAAAGUACAGAAUCAUCAUCAAUAGGCUCAUCAACACCCAGUAAAACAUCAACAUCAAUUGGAGCUUCAACAUCAAUGGGCCCUUCAACAGGUACUGAAUCAACUUCAGUGUUCAGCACUGAAUCUACAUCAAUAGGCACAUCAGCAUCCAGUAAUGCACCAACAAGUACCAAAUCAACUUCAGAUGUAAGCACUGAAUCUUCAUCAACAUCCAGCAAUGCAUCAAAAUCUACUAGUCAAUCACCAAGUACAGAAACAACUUCAACAGGAUCAUCAAUAUCCAGUAAUACAUCAACAAGUACCGAAUCAACUUCAACAGGCUUUUCAACAACCAGUAAUAAAUCAACAGGUACUGAAUCAACAUCAGCUGUGAGCACUGUAUCUACAUCAGCCGGUUUUUCAACAUCCAGUAGUGCAUCAAAAUCUACUAGUCAAUCACCAAGUACAGAAACAACUUCAACAGGCUCAACAACAUCCAGUAAUACCUCAACAAGUACCGAAUCAACUUCAACAGGCUUUUCAACAACCAGUAAUAUAUCAACAGGUACUGAAUCAACAUCAGCUGUGAGCACUGUAUCUCCAUCAACCGGCUUUUCAACAUCCAGUAGUGCAUCAAAAUCAACUAUUCAAUCACGAAGUACAGAAACAACUUCAACUAGUCAAUUACCAAGUACAGAAACAACUUCAACAGGCUCAUCAACAUCCAGUAAUACAUCAACAAGUACUGAGUCAACUUCAGUUGUCACCACUAAAUCUACAUCAACAGGCUCAUUAGGAUCAACUAGUGUAUCACCUAGUACAGAAUCAACAUCGACAGGCUCAUCGUCAUCAAUUGGUGCUUCAACAACAAUUGGUGCAUCAACAACAAUUGGUGCAACAUCAACGUCAAUAGGAUUAUCUACAUCCAGUAACACAUCAACAGUUAGCGAAUCAACAUCAGUGGCAAGCACUCAAUCAACACCAACAGGCUCAUCAACCAGUUUGUCAACUAAAAAUACUACACCAAAAGUGACAUCUACUAAAAAAUGGAUUUUAUAGAGAGUUCAUGCAAUACAAUCUAUCUAGAAUCUAUCAUUGAUUAUCCUUACAACAGCUGAUUGUGUUUGUUCUUUAUUUUAUGCUUACAUUUUCCAUUUUUUAAAUCAUUUUUUUUAGAUAUUUCUCAACAUCAUGAAAAAGGGCUUCAGUGAAAGUCUGAAUUCAAUUCAAUUUGAAUAAGCAGUAAAAAACUGAUGUUGAUCUGAUAAAUAAUGAAAUCUGAAAACUGAUGGAUAUUUUUUUUCUUACACAAAUCAAGAUAAUUUAUUGUUAAAAACAAAGCGUUGAUUUGAAUGGUUGCCUGACAAUUAUUAUAAAUUAUUUUCAUGAAAUGACAAUGUUAUUUGAAUUUUCAUCAAAAUAAUUAUUGUGACUUCCAAUACAUGUCAAGUGAAAUAAUUAUAAUCAACAAAACAAAAUUCCUAAUUAAUGCUGUAAAAUACUCUGAAGACUUCCGCUGCCUUACUGCAAACAUUGACAACAGAAUUAGCUAGAAAGAAAUUGAAUUUUGCUUUACAAAAAUAUAUUCUCCAUUUAUUCCGUUGUUAAUAUUCGCAGUAAGUCUUCAAGAGUAUUUUAUAGCAUUAAUUAGAAAAACUGUUACUGUAUGUUAAUUUGUUAUUCUGAUUUCACACUAAUUGCAAUAUGACAUAAUUAUGAACUCACUUUUAUAUUAAAUGAUUAUUAUGAUUUUGAA
Molecule: messenger RNA, 5503 nt
Organism: Nilaparvata lugens (brown planthopper)
Lineage: Eukaryota; Metazoa; Arthropoda; Insecta; Hemiptera; Delphacidae
Product: serine-rich adhesin for platelets-like
Exons: 2
Coding region: 76-4806 (1576 amino acids)
Source: RefSeq, a predicted model, not a curated record